Saccostrea cuccullata (small rock oyster) is the source of this 744-nucleotide messenger RNA. RefSeq names its product complement C1q tumor necrosis factor-related protein 7-like. Bases 1 to 744 code for a protein of 247 amino acids. Lineage: Eukaryota; Metazoa; Mollusca; Bivalvia; Ostreida; Ostreidae. The transcript has 3 exons. Gene Ontology annotation, molecular function: protein binding. The record is from RefSeq and is a predicted model, not a curated record.
AUGAGGUACUACUUGGCAGAGCAGUUAAAGAUGCUGAGUGAAGAGUAUAGCUCCAACAAUAAACCCCCAAAGGUGCUCCUCUAUCGUUUGCCCCUCCUCUUUGCCAUAGUCUCAACGGCUGAACUGACCACCCUCCUAAAAGGCCGGAAUUUGACCAGUCUCGAGGAACGUCUAUCUAGACUGGAGCAGACGACAGAACAACGACUGAACGUCACAGAGAGUGUGUUAGGACAGCUACUGACAGGGAGAAGUGAUGCCAAUGUGUCAUCCCUGGAUGUUUUAUACCUUAGAUAUGGUGUCCUGGCCGAUCAGUCAGAUCCUGUCCUGUUUUCUGCAUACAAAUCCUCAUCUACAGGCAGUAUUAGUACUCGGACAAUCAUAAGAUUUGAUCAGACGUACAUCAACAUAGGAAACCAUUACCAUACAGAAGACGGAAUCUUCAUUGCUCCUACGUCAGGCAUCUACAUGUUCCAUUGGACCAUAGCUACAGGAAGCAGUGCUUUUUAUACCCAGUUGAUUGUAGGAGGUACAUCUCGUGCUUCAAAUUAUAUCCCUUACCCAGGAGGAGAAGACUCUAGUUCAGCGAUGGUGAUCAUAAACGUGAACAAAGAUGACCACAUUUGGAUUCAGAUUUAUGGAUCUAGUGAGCAGGUCCUUGGCGGGGGUCCUGCCGUGGGAAACAUUCAGUCAACCUUCACCGGAAUUCUUCUAAGACACACACAUAAUGUCGUGCAAUCUUCAUGA